CCAAAAUGGCGGCACAAAAGGCACUGCGAGGUGUCGAGAAGAAACGCAAAUCAAAAAAGAGAAAGUCAAGGACAGAAGUCUCAUCCUCAGAAUCGUCCAGCGAAAGCGAGGUAGAACAGAAGAAGAGCAGGAGAAGCCCAUCGAGUGAGGAAGAGUCCUUGGAUUCUACCCCCGAACCCACACCAAAACUCGCCAAGAAAGAGAAGAAGCCAGCCUCAAAGACUACAAAUGAUGAUAUCCCCAUGCGCGAUGCUUCCUCCUCUCCAGCCCCAGCACCAGUCCCCGCGCCCAAAUCCAAGGUAGCCCCAGAAAGAGAAGACGCAGAAUUCGACGCAAUUUAUAUCCGCAAGAUCACCACCGAGCUAGCGGACGAUCUGGACAAAGUGCGCGAAGCCCAGGACUUCAAGGCGAAUAGUGUUCCGAUGCUUAUUCAUGCGUUGAAGCAGGGUGAGAGUUUGUUUUCGCGUGAGGAGAAGAGGAGGGUUGUUGCUACAUCGAAAGCGUGAUGGGGUGUGGUUGAUGGGGUUGCAUGGGUGGAGUUUUGGAGUUUGAUCAGGAUGUGUUAUUGAUUUGAAGGUUGUAUACAAUAC
Messenger RNA from Macroventuria anomochaeta, 590 nucleotides. RefSeq lists its product as uncharacterized. Gene Ontology annotation, biological process: ribosomal large subunit assembly. Gene Ontology annotation, cellular component: preribosome, large subunit precursor. Lineage: Eukaryota; Fungi; Ascomycota; Dothideomycetes; Pleosporales; Didymellaceae. The transcript has 3 exons. The coding region runs from base 6 to 506 and encodes 166 amino acids. The record is from RefSeq and is a predicted model, not a curated record.